AUGUCCCCCGGAGCUCACAACUCCUUCUCCCCAUCCCAUUGCCUUACACUAGGAACCGCCCACCAAACAUUGGAAUUAACUCCUCUCAAAGAGUUCAUAAACACGGACACACUGUCCUCUCUACAAACAUUUAGAUACAACCAACUUAUCCACUUCCUCAACUCCAAACCAGACUGUAUAGUCAAAGCUCGAACACAAUCAAAAUUUGAGACCUACUGCACACUCCACAAGCUCUCCAACAAACAACUAUUCACCGUCAAUGCUCUACUACAUCAGGACCAUACUUACAAGCAUGGUCAAAGGAUCUUAAUAUUCACAUGA
Messenger RNA from Pelobates cultripes (western spadefoot toad), 321 nucleotides. Lineage: Eukaryota; Metazoa; Chordata; Amphibia; Anura; Pelobatidae. The record is from the annotation of a GenBank genome assembly.